GAGUCCUACCAGGAGCAGGGUCCUUUUGCUCCUGUUUUUCCUUCUUUUUGUUUGAAUUCUUUAGUUUUUUUAGAGUAGUGAGAAAAAAACAUGGCAAUUGGGCAGUUCAGAGAUGUUGAAAAUGGAGAAAAUAACACCCUUGAGGAUUUGGAACAGCCUCUGGUCAUUAAGCAGGAGAAAAUUGUUUCCUAUGAAGAUGAAUAUGGGAGUGAUGAGAAGAGUACUGAGAAAAGUGGAUCCAUUUGGAUGGUUUUGCUCAGCACUUGUGUUGCUGUUUGUGGCUCUUUUGAGUUUGGAUCAUGUGUGGGCUAUUCAGCUCCCACUCAGUCUGCUAUCAGGGAAGAUCUCAAUCUCUCUCUUGCCCAGUUCUCCAUGUUUGGCUCUAUACUAACAAUUGGUGCGAUGCUGGGUGCUAUAACAAGUGGUCGGAUUGCAGAUUUUCUUGGUCGAAAAGGGGCAAUGAGAAUGUCAGCUAGUUUUUGCAUUACAGGAUGGCUAGCCAUCUUUUUCUCUAAGGGAGCUUUGUCCCUUGAAAUAGGAAGGUUUUUCACUGGAUAUGGAAUUGGAGUUUUCUCCUAUGUGGUCCCAAUAUUUAUAGCAGAAAUAGCGCCCAAGAAUCUCCGCGGAGCACUUACAACAUUAAAUCAGCUCAUGAUUGUGACUGGAGCAUCAGUUGCAUUUGUAAUUGGAACAAUUAUAAGUUGGACAACACUUGCUCUAACUGGCAUUGUUCCUUGCAUUUUCCUGCUUGUGGGUCUAUGGUUUGUGCCGGAGUCGCCUCGAUGGCUGGCAAAGAUUGGCCAUGAGAAAGAAUUUCAGACUGCACUACAGAUACUCCGUGGAAAACAUGCUGAUAUAUCUGAUGAAAUGGCUGAAAUUCAAGAAUAUAUUGUUACUCUACAAAGUCUUCCAAAAGCCAAAUUGUUGGAUUUGUUUAAAAGCAAACAUAUUCGCCCUGUAAUUAUUGGGGUUGGAUUAAUGGUGUUUCAACAGUUUGGAGGUAUUAAUGGGAUAGGAUUCUAUGCAAGUCAAACCUUUGAAGAAGCUGGAAUUUCAAGCAAAACCGGAACCAUAGCUUAUGCAUGUGUUCAGGUCCCGAUCACUAUGGUCGGAGCAACGUUAAUUGAUAAGUCAGGAAGAAGGCCUCUUAUAAUGGUUUCAGCAACUGGGACAUUCCUAGGCUGUUUUCUAGCCGGAACUUCUUUCUUUCUGAAGGGAUAUGGUUUGUUGCUUGAUUGGGUACCGAUAAUAGCUGUGUCCGGCGUGCUGACUUACAUUGCGUCCUUCUCUAUUGGAAUGGGAGCUGUGCCUUGGGUGAUAAUGUCUGAGAUUUUUCCAAUCCAUGUGAAGGGAGCUGCUGGGAGCUUGGUGGUGCUUGUGAACUGGUUGGGUGCUUGGGCAAUUUCCUACACCUACAACUUUCUCAUGAGCUGGAGUUCCUCAGGAACUUAUUACAUUUACACUGGAUUUUCUUUGUUGACCAUCCUAUUUGUGGCCAAGUUAGUCCCGGAAACCAAAGGCAAAACCCUAGAAGAAAUUCAGUCAUGCAUCAAUUCAGAUAGAUCAAGAAGACAAGACAUCAUUAGCUGAUAACAUUUAGGAGUAGAUACGCUAGAAAAUUUCUGUGGGAUUUUGGCUCGAAAGUGUCUUCUCCAUUUUGAUUUGGAGGUGAGUUUCACGUCGGGAGCAAAAUACCCUUACCAUUCAUUAUGUGUCAAAUUUAUUUGGGCCUUCAACUCAAUGUGGAAGAUGCAAUAUAGCGAAGUGUGUACUUGUAUUCAUGUUGUAUAGAAAAUUGUGGAAAGAAAGUCUUAAUGCAAAUCCAUAAUAAAAGACUUGUUCCUUUAAUUUUGA
This is a messenger RNA of Prunus mume (Japanese apricot), 1854 nucleotides long. RefSeq names its product sugar transporter ERD6-like 16. Lineage: Eukaryota; Viridiplantae; Streptophyta; Magnoliopsida; Rosales; Rosaceae. Gene Ontology annotation, cellular component: membrane. Gene Ontology annotation, biological process: transmembrane transport; carbohydrate transport. Gene Ontology annotation, molecular function: sugar transmembrane transporter activity. The record is from RefSeq and is a predicted model, not a curated record.